GCUCCUCCCGCUCGCUCUAUAAAUAUUGCACGUUCUGCUCUGCUCCUAGCUACCAUUACUGGUAGCACCAUAGCACCUCCUCAGCUUGAAGGCCGCAAGCAGAGCAGAGCAGAGCUCACUCCGUCCGUCACUGACCGCUCCGCUGCGAUGAAGAAGGUGCGGGCGAGGCCGCGGCGGAUCCCGGCGUUCGGGGAGUGGAACUACUACGACGACGGUGGGUACGGGUACGGCGACGGCGCCGGGGACUGGCCGGUCACCCAGUGCUUGGACUCCGCCAUGCAGGCCGGCCUGUUCGUCUCGCUGCCGACUUCACCGAAGCCACUCAAAAAGGUGGUAAAGUGGAGUGACAGCGGUACACUUGAGGUGGACGGGGAGCAGAGGCAGAGGCAGAGGCAGAGGCAGAAGGUGGUGGUGGGGCUGCGCGAAGAGCACGGGCCGAAGAAGCCCAUAGAAAUUUACCUGAAAGUGUCCGACGCCGACGCCCACCUCGCCGCAAGCUGCAACAAAGCUUCUCGCAGGGCGAGGGCGGUCAAAGCCGUGGACGAGGACCUCUACGUGAUCCCGCCGGACAUGCUCUGCCACAAUAAUAACCAACGCAAGAGGCUGACGAAACGGCUGUGGAUCGGGUGCCUGGGAUGCGUCUCCGCCUAGGGAUCGUAAACCAUCUGGCCUUGGCGUGCGUGCGUGCGUGUUGUAAAGAGAGAGAGAAAAGAAAGAGGAGCGGAAAGCCAUGGGCCAUGAUGCUGUCACGCCAUGUCAAACAUCCUCUCUCUCUCUCUCUACUAUAGUCCUAGUAUUAUGCGUUUUAGUAUUAGGAUGGAUGGACGGAUGGCUUGAUGGACGGAGACGGCGACGUGAUGCGCGGCACGCGGCAGGCAGGCAGCGUCAUUUCCCCGUGCCAAACGCCCACUCGAGUGCUGCUUUUCUCCUUCCACCGUUGCAUCUUCCCGAGCUUGCUUGCUACUCGAUGUGUCUAUGUAGUUGGAGACUUGUUCCGUGCCUGUUGAGCAUGCAUGAAAAGAAAACAAGAAAGGAGAGGCCAUGGCGGUGGUGUCUUGUUCUGCACGACUCCAACCGUAUCUCUUUCAGUUAA
Molecule: messenger RNA, 1093 nt
Organism: Triticum dicoccoides
Lineage: Eukaryota; Viridiplantae; Streptophyta; Magnoliopsida; Poales; Poaceae
Exons: 4
Coding region: 148-651 (167 amino acids)
Source: RefSeq, a predicted model, not a curated record